AUGGAAUUACAAUCUCAAAAUAUUGUGAAGGCCAUCGAUCAUAAGCUCCAUGCGGAAAGGAGUGGUGAGCUCAUACGCUGGAGGCAACUGACCAACAUGUUGUGUAAUACUGUCUUCAUUCUAAUCCCAUUCUUCCUUGACGCAUCCGAAUCACCGGCUACCAGUAUCGCUUUGGCACCAAUUUGGCCCUGGCCGCCGUUCCAGCAUUCCCAGUACACCUUGCCUCAUAAGGAUCCGGCUUGCGGCACAUACAUAAACACUGAGGCAUAUUGGGAGGUGGUGCGAAACAAGGUGCCGAGUGAUCCCGACGAUACUUGCUGA
Penicillium angulare is the source of this 321-nucleotide messenger RNA. RefSeq lists its product as uncharacterized. The record is from RefSeq and is a predicted model, not a curated record. NCBI's taxonomy places the organism in Eukaryota, Fungi, Ascomycota, Eurotiomycetes, Eurotiales, Aspergillaceae. The transcript has a single exon. Bases 1 to 321 code for a protein of 106 amino acids.